Molecule: messenger RNA, 1536 nt
Organism: Pestalotiopsis fici W106-1
Lineage: Eukaryota; Fungi; Ascomycota; Sordariomycetes; Amphisphaeriales; Sporocadaceae
Exons: 9
Coding region: 1-1536 (511 amino acids)
Biological process (GO): transmembrane transport
Molecular function (GO): transmembrane transporter activity
Source: RefSeq, a predicted model, not a curated record
AUGGAUCUCAGCAACGCCGAAAAGGGCUCCAAAAAUGAUCAACCUCUGGCAGACGUGGCCGCCGGUCAGAGCGAGGAUCUCCUCGGCCUGCAGGACCUGGACACGGCCCUGAACAUGAAGAUGCACCUGGUGAAUGAUGCGAUUGAUGAGAUUGGUUGGACUCGGUAUCACUGGAAAUUAUUUGCUCUCAAUGGCUUUGGUUAUGCUGUAGACUCGCUCGUCCUGCUCCUCCAAUCGGUCAUUGCGUCGCAGGCUUUCAAGGAACUCGGCCCCACGGGCUACUCGGCAGGUCUGACCAUCGCCGUCUACGUUGGCAUGUUGUGCGGCGCGAUAUUUUGGGGACUGAGUGCAGAUAUGGUAGGAAGAAGAUGGGCGUUCAAUAUUUCGCUGUUCAUAUGCUCGGCGGCCGCGAUCGUUGCAGGUGCUGCUCCCAGUUGGCCCUCGCUUGGCUUCUUCAUUGCCAUGGUCGGGUUUGGAGGAGGUGGAAAUCUAAUCUUGGAUACCACCGUAUUCUUGGAGUACCUGCCAUCACACAAGCAGUGGGUGCUCACUUUCCUUGCAUGCUGGUGGGGAUUCGGGCAAGCCAUCACCGGUUUCAUCGCCUGGGGAUUCUUGGUGCCCGAGCGAUGGAACUGCGCCUCGGCAGAUGACUGUCCUCGCGAUUCCAACUGGGGUUGGAGGUAUACCAUGUUCACAGCCGGCGCUUUGGUCUUUGUCCUGUCGGUCCUGCGCGUGACCGUCAUACGGCUCAAGGAGACGCCCAAGUAUCUUCUGGGCAGAGGCGAGGAUGCCGCUCUUGUCGAGUCCCUCCACAGCAUCGCAACAAAGUACAAUAAGCCAUGUUCUCUCACCGUUGAGAAGCUAGAGUCAUGUGGCAGGGUCCGGUCUGCCGACCGUGACAGUGGCUUCUCGGCAGGGGCAGCCGCUGUUCACCUGAGAGGCCUCUUUAGCACUCGACAGCUUGCCCUGUCGACCUUGCUCAUCUGGCUAUCGUGGACCCUCAUUGGUCUAGCAUAUCCUCUAUUUUACGUCUUCCUCAACAAAUAUCUAGAGAGCCGGGGUGCCACGGCUGGCGUCAGCACAUACGAUACAUGGCGCAACUAUGCCCUGACCAACAUCUCCGGCAUCUUUGGUCCCAUGCUGGCCGCGUGGUUGUGCGAGCGCCGGAUCCUUGGCCGUCGGUACACCAUGGUCAUUGGCGCACUGGUGACCAUGGCCUUUUUCUUUGCCUACACGGCAGUGAAAACCCCAGCCCAAAACGUUGGCUUUAGCUGUGCCAUUGGCUUUUGCCUGAACAUCUAUUACGGCACGUUAUACGCGUACACCCCCGAGGUUCUGCCUAGCGCCCACAGAGCCACGGGCAACGGUGUAGCCGUUGCGUGUAAUCGCGUCAUGGGUAUCAUAUCAGCCGUUGUCGGAACGACAGCCAACACGUCCACGUCGGCCCCCAUCUACGUGUGUGCCGCACUCUUCAUAGGCAUGGCUGCCGUCAGCGCGUCUUUUCCCUUUGAACCCUACGGCCGCCGAAGCAGUUGA